Molecule: messenger RNA, 2208 nt
Organism: Cavenderia fasciculata
Lineage: Eukaryota; Evosea; Eumycetozoa; Acytosteliales; Cavenderiaceae
Gene: dhkM
Product: histidine kinase
Exons: 1
Coding region: 1-2208 (735 amino acids)
Source: RefSeq, a predicted model, not a curated record
AUGUCAAUUCGUUUUAAUUUUCAAUUUCCAUUAAAUCACUCAACAACCAACAACCACACUCUUUUAUAUGUUCAAUCGAACAGCAAUAGAACAACAAAUUCAAUCCCUUAUUUCGAUCAUCAACCAAUCUUUACCAUCAAUAAUAAUAAUAAUAAUAAUAAUAACAACAAUAAUAACAAAAAUAUUAACAAAAAUACAAAUAAUAAUAAUAACAUCACAACAACAAAUAAUAAUAAUAAUAAUAAUUAUUCUCUCAACUCUUUUGGCUUGAAUCAUUCAAAUGAUACAAUAAGACAACAAUCAUCACCAAUCAAUCUUGCAAUCCUCGCCGAUCCCUCCGUAAUCCACAUUCACCAAUCAAUCCACUCUCCACACUCUGUCAAUCCACUCACCGCACUCAUUAAUCGAUCAUACAAAAAUAAUAAUAACAACAAAAACACUACCAACUCAUCAUCAUCAUCAUCAUCGUUUUCAUGCUUCAACCAUGUUGAAACAUUCAUCUCAGCCAACAAACAAACAAAUAAUAAUCCAUUAAUUCAUCCAACAUCCAACUGUUUUGGAACCAAUCAUUCAAAUCAUACAACAAUACAACAACAAUCAUCAUCACCAACCAAUCAUACAAUCCUCACCUCAAUCCACACUCACAAAUCAACUCACAACAAUCAAUAUUCACAAAUCACUCCACCAUCCUCAAAUAAUAAUAAUAAUAAUUCCUUUUCAUCUAUUCACUCAUUAUUAUCCAUUAAUACAGAUUUUAUUGUGUCCCAAUGUCAAUCACAACCAUUAAAUUCAAAUCAUUCAACAACCAACAACCACGAUCAUCAACAAAUCGAAAUCAUUUCCAUUCACUCAUCCAUGUCACACAUUCCAUUAAACUCUAGUGAUGUUUUGUUUCAUUGUCAAUCACCAAAUCAUUCACCAACCACCAACAAUCUUAAUUUAGAUCAGGAGGAAGAGGAGUCUGUUCAAUUGAACAACAACAUCAAUACAAUCUCAGUUUUAUAUUUCAACCAAUCGAUACUCAUCGAUAAUAAUAAUGAUAUUUCAUUCUUCAUUGGCCAUCACCAUCCAACAAUCAACCACAUUCUUUUAGACAAGGAGGAGUCUGUUCAAUUGAACAGCAACAGUAGCAGUAGCAGCACAAAUUCAUUAACAUGUUUAGACCAAUCAAUUCUUCUUUAUAGUAAUCAAUCUAAUAAUAAUAAUGAUUCUUCAUUAAUUCAUUCGUCAUCCAUUUCACCAAAUCAUUUCAAUUCAUCCACAUCAUCAAACACAUCAUAUAUAUCAAAUAUAAUCAAAUCAACAAGAUCAAUUGCAAGCCCAUUUAAAUCAGGACAUUCCAACAUUUCAAGAUUAAAAAACAACUUGGUAACAAAUAACAACAAUAAUAAUAACAACAUUAAAUUAAAAAAUACAAAUAACAACAAUAAUAAUAAUAAUAACUAUGCCAACAACAACAACAUAUCAUCAUUCUCAUGUUUCAACCAUGUUGAAUCAUUCAUCUCAACCAACAAACAAACAAAAAAUAUUAACAACAACAAUAACAAUAAUAAUAAUAACAACAAUAAUAAUAACAACAAUAAUAAUAAUAAUAACAACAACAAUUAUUUCUCUUCCAAAGACAGACAACCCAUUCAUUGUUCACCAACCAAUAAUAAUCGUAAUAAUAUUACAAUCUUUGCCAAUCACUUUAAUCCACAGUCAUUAAAUAAUACAAAUAACAAUAAUAACAAAAACUACAUUAAAUUAAAAAAUACCAACACCAACUCAUCAUCAUCAUCAUCAUCAUCAUCAUCAUCAUCAUCAUCAUUCUCAUGCUUCAACCAUGUUCAAUCAUUCAUCUCAACCAACAAUCAAUCAAAAAAUAUUAACAACAACAAUAACAAUAAUAAUAACAACAAUAAUAAUAAUAACAAUAAUAAUAAUAACAACAAUAAUAACACAAGACCAACAAAUAAUAAUAAUAAUAACGAUUAUUCCUCCUACAUAGACAGACAACCCCCUCAUUGUUCACCAACAAAUAAUAUCAUUCCAAUUACAACAAAGAAUAAUCAUAAUAAUAUUACAAUCUUUACCAACCACUCCAAUCCACAAUCCUCAUUCACCAAUCAAUCAUUCAUUCAUCACCAAUCCGCUAGACAGUCGCCCGGCCCAGUGAUCAAGAGUACCAGUUUCCAAGCAACAAUCACCAUUCGUAGACCAACAUAA